AUCCAAGAAAACAUUCUUGGCCAAAAUCUCGGGGAAGUUACUGCCACUUUGUUCUCUACAAGGAAAACAAAGACACCAUGGAUGCCAUCAACGUAUUAUCCAAAUAUUUACGAGUAAAACCAAACAUAUUUUCAUACAUGGGAACCAAAGACAAAAGAGCCAUCACAGUCCAGGAGAUUGCUGUCCUCAAAAUAAGUGCACAGAGGCUUGCCCACCUGAACAAGUGCCUGAUGAACUUUAAGCUAGGGAAUUUCAGCUAUCAGAAAACCCCUCUGAAACUGGGAGAGCUUCAAGGAAAUCACUUCACUGUAGUUCUCAGGAAUAUAACGGGAACUGACGAGCAAGUCCAGCAAGCCAUGCAGUCUCUGAAGGAGACUGGCUUCAUUAACUACUACGGCAUGCAAAGAUUUGGGACCACAGCUGUGCCUACGUACCAAGUUGGAAGAGCAAUUCUACAGAAUUCCUGGACAGAAGUCAUGGAUUUAAUACUGAAACCCCGUUCUGGAGCUGAAAAGGGGUACUUGGUGAAAUGCAGAGAAGAAUGGGCCAAGACCAAAGACCCAGCCUCUGCCCUCAAGAAACUACCUGUCAAAAGGUGUGUGGAAGGGCAGCUGCUUCGAGGACUUUCAAAAUAUGGAAUGAAGAAUAUAGUCUCUGCAUUUGGCAUAAUACCAAGAAAUAAUCGCUUAAUGUAUAUCCAUAGUUAUCAAAGUUAUGUGUGGAAUAACAUGGUAAGCAAAAGGAUAGAAGACUACGGGCUGAAACCUGUCCCAGGGGACCUUGUUCUCAAAGGAGCCACAGCCACCUAUAUUGAAGAUGAUGAUGUUGAUAAUUACUCCAUUCAUGAUGUGGUGAUGCCUUUGCCAGGUUUUGAUGUUAUCUACCCCAAACAUAAAAUUAGUGAGGCCUACAGGGAAAUGCUCACCGCAGACAAUCUUGAUAUUGACAACAUGAGACACACAAUCCGAGAUUACUCCCUGUCGGGGGCCUACCGGAAGAUCAUUAUUCGGCCGCAGAAUGUCAGCUGGGAAGUCGUUGCCUAUGAUGAUCCUAAAAUUCCGCUUUUCAACACGGAUGUGGACAACCUAGAAGGAAAACCACCACCAGUUUUUGCUUCUGAAGGAAAAUACAGAGCUCUGAAGAUGGACUUUUCGCUCCCUCCAUCUACGUACGCCACCAUGGCCAUCCGAGAAGUGCUAAAAAUGGACACCAGCAUCAAGAACCAGACUCAGCUGAAUACCAACUGGCUCCGAUGAGCAGUGCGCUGAGCUCAGAGAGGAGACACAGACCUGCUUGCUGACCUCCUGUUCUUUUCUUUUUGAAGUGCUGACUCAUGUUUGGAAUUUGAAACUUUUGUAGUAAAGGAUUAUUUGUAUUUUUUUUUAAAGUUUUUAUCAGCUUAAAGAAAUAAUUUGCAAUAUUUGUACACAUAUACAAAUCCUGAGGAUCUUAAUUAGAGCUCAGAAAAUAUAAAUUGGUCAGAAUAUACUUUAGGUGCUUAAAUUCUAGUUCAGGACCAGCUUUCUGGCUUUAUAGCAAACAAAUAAAUGGGGACUUUGGUUUAAAAUAGUAGUUUUAGGUUUUUCUGUGCACCUGAAGUACAAAUGAUAAUUGUUUAAGUCCCUGCUGGGAUUACACAGUGGUUCAUCUCAAGAGCAAACGCAGCAAACAAAUCUUGACUCUGGAAAUUAGAGAGUCCACACUUGCCAGGCACACAUGCCUAUAAUCCCAGCACUCUGGGAGGCAGAUCUCUGUGUGUUAGAGGGCAGCCUGGUCUUCAAAGCGAGUCCAGGACAGCCAAAGAUACACCAUGAAACCCUGUAUCCAAAAAUGAACAAACGAAAAAGAGUCCACACUUAACAAACAGUGCUCAUAUUGGUGUCGGUGACAACAAAACACCCACAAGUUUAUACACACAGCAUGGUUUCCAUUGUGCAACUGUGUGUGUCAGCGCCAGGCAGGCAUUUUACAUACAUCGCAGCUUGCAGUGGCUUUUGUGUUCAUACUAUCAGCAUCUUUCAGGGGAGGCUUUUCCUUGAUACAAACUUGUAGUUUUUAUUGGGUAAGGUCUAAUUUUACUCUAGGUGCCUUUUACUUCCAGAACUCUUUCCACUGGACUCCAAAGUAAAUAGUGAUCAACAAGAAAAUCUGGAAAACUGAAAAGGGCUCCUCUUCCCAGCAGUGUGCCCUGUCAGCAGCUGCUUAGGCAUCUCCAUCGUGGGCACUGCAAACCUUUGCCUUUCUCUGAAAGGAUGGAUAUGCCUUUCUGAAGUUGUGUGACAUAACUCUAUCAGUUUCAUUUUCUAUUAUUUGUAGAAGCAAAUGUAAUAAAUAUUUUUUAAAAUCCCUUUCUACUGAUUAUGUAAAUAAAUGUUAAAAUCUUGUCUCCG
Molecule: messenger RNA, 2390 nt
Organism: Psammomys obesus (fat sand rat)
Lineage: Eukaryota; Metazoa; Chordata; Mammalia; Rodentia; Muridae
Product: pseudouridylate synthase 7 homolog
Biological process (GO): pseudouridine synthesis
Cellular component (GO): nucleus
Molecular function (GO): pseudouridine synthase activity; RNA binding
Source: RefSeq, a predicted model, not a curated record